Nannospalax galili (Upper Galilee mountains blind mole rat) is the source of this 3489-nucleotide messenger RNA. It is a transcript of the gene Prdm4, whose product is annotated as PR/SET domain 4. The coding region runs from base 450 to 2843 and encodes 797 amino acids. NCBI's taxonomy places the organism in Eukaryota, Metazoa, Chordata, Mammalia, Rodentia, Spalacidae. Gene Ontology annotation, cellular component: cytoplasm; nucleus. Gene Ontology annotation, biological process: transcription by RNA polymerase II; cell fate commitment; regulation of transcription by RNA polymerase II. The record is from RefSeq and is a predicted model, not a curated record. The transcript is spliced from 12 exons. Gene Ontology annotation, molecular function: RNA polymerase II cis-regulatory region sequence-specific DNA binding; DNA-binding transcription factor activity, RNA polymerase II-specific; histone methyltransferase binding.
GCUGAGGAGCCGGAAACGCGGCGGAGAGGGUGCGGCCCUCAGGAGGCGGUGGGCCAGGCCGCCGGACCCGGCGGGAUGGGGCGGGGCGCGAAACGUUAGGGGAACUGCGCGCGAGGCGCGGGGUCCCGGACGGGCAAGGCCCCAAGCCCGAGCUUCGGACGGAUGAAGAGCAAAGCAGCGGGGCCGGCGCUCCCCAGCGCGGUCCUCAGGUUGGCCAGCCCGGCUGCCAGCGCUUCCCGAGGAUCAGCCCCGGGCGACCCCGGCAUGCCCAGCCCGCAGCGGCGAACGCGGCCGCAGGCGAUCGGAGGAGCUGCGCGGCCCGGGCGGCGCUAGGAGGAGCGGCUGCGCUGGUGAGCGACAUGCGGUAGCACGUGACGCCGGACGCCCAGCCCUGCGGCCCGGGCCCCGGAGCGCUCUUCUCCUACGCUGGCCCUAGCAGGCGGCACAGGAUGAAUGACAUGAAUUUGAGCCCAGUGGGGAUGGAGCAGCUGACUUCAUCCUCUGUGAGCAAUGCUCUGCCAGUCUCAGGAAGUCACCUGGGGUUGGCUGCCUCUCCCACUCACAGUGCCAUCCCUGCCCCAGGUCUCCCAGUGGCAAUUCCAAACCUGGGUCCCUCCCUGAGCUCUCUGCCUUCUGCCUUGUCUCUGAUGCUCCCCAUGGGCAUUGGCGAUCGAGGGGUGAUGUGUGGGUUACCUGAAAGAAACUACACCCUACCUCCACCACCGUACCCUCACCUGGAGAGCAGUUACUUCAGAACCAUUCUACCUGGCAUUUUAUCUUAUUUAGCUGACAGACCACCUCCUCAGUACAUCCACCCCAACUCUCUAAAUGUUGAUGGUAAUACAGCAUUAUCUAUCACCAACAAUCCUUCAGCGCUAGAUCCCUAUCAGUCCAAUGGAAAUGUUGGAUUAGAACUAGGCAUUGUUUCAAUAGACUCUCGUUCUGUGAACACACAUGGUGCCCAAAGUCUUCAUCCUAAUGAUGGCCAUGAAGUGGCAUUGGACACAACAAUUACUAUGGAGAAUGUUUCUAGGGUUACUAGCCCAAUCUCUACAGAUGGAAUGGCAGAGGAGCUUACGAUGGAUGGUGUUGCAGGUGAACAUUCCCAAAUCCCAAAUGGCUCCAGAAGUCAUGAACCUCUCUCUGUGGAUUCCGUGAGCAACAACCUUACAGCAGACACUGUGGGACAUGGUGGUGUGAUACCCAUUCAUGGGAAUGGUCUGGAGCUUCCUGUGGUUAUGGAGACAGACCACAUUGCAAAUCGGGUCAACGGGAUGUCUGACAGUGCCCUCAGUGACUCCAUCCACACCGUGGCCAUGAGCACCAACUCUGUAAGCGUGGCACUCUCUACCUCACACAACCUCGCCUCCCUAGAGUCUGUUUCCCUCCAUGAAGUUGGCCUCAGCCUAGAACCUGUGGCUGUCUCCUCCAUCACCCAGGAGGUUGCUAUGGGGACAGGUCAUGUAGAUGUAUCUUCAGACAGUCUGUCUUUUGUACCACCUUCACUGCAUAUGGAAGACUCCAAUUCAAACAAGGAAAACAUGGCAACCUUGUUUACAAUUUGGUGUACUCUUUGUGACCGAGCCUACCCCUCAGACUGCCCUGAUCAUGGACCAGUGACUUUUGUUCCUGACUCGCCAAUAGAGAGCAGAGCAAGACUGUCCCUCCCAAAGCAGCUUGUUCUCCGCCAGUCCAUUGUGGGAGCAGAAGUUGGUGUAUGGACUGCAGAAACCAUUCCUGUGCGGACUUGCUUUGGGCCCCUGAUUGGCCAGCAGAGCCACUCCAUGGAAGUAGCAGAGUGGACAGACAAGGCGGUAAACCAUGUCUGGAAGAUAUACCACAACAGUGUCCUGGAAUUUUGCAUCAUUACAACUGAUGAAAAUGAAUGUAAUUGGAUGAUGUUUGUGCGCAAAGCCAGGAACCGGGAAGAACAGAAUUUGGUGGCUUAUCCUCAUGAUGGAAAAAUCUAUUUCUGCACCUCACAAGACAUCCCUCCUGAAAAUGAACUGCUUUUCUAUUACAGCCGGGAUUACGCUCAACAGAUUGGUGUUCCUGAACACCCAGACAUUCACCUCUGUAACUGUGGCAAGGAGUGCAAUUCCUAUUCAGAGUUCAAAGCUCACCUGACCAGCCACAUCCAUAACCAUCUCCCUAGUCAAAGCCACAGCAGCAGCCACGGGCCAAGCCACAGCAAAGAAAGAAAGUGGAAGUGUUCGAUGUGCCCUCAGGCUUUUAUCUCUCCUUCCAAACUCCACGUCCACUUCAUGGGCCAUAUGGGAAUGAAGCCUCACAAGUGUGAUUUCUGUAGCAAGGCUUUUAGUGAUCCAAGCAACCUACGGACACACCUUAAGAUACAUACAGGUCAGAAGAACUAUAGGUGUGCUUUGUGUGACAAGUCUUUUACCCAGAAGGCUCACCUGGAGUCACACAUGGUCAUCCACACGGGUGAGAAGAAUCUCAAGUGUGAUUACUGUGACAAGCUAUUUAUGCGGAGGCAGGACCUCAAGCAGCAUGUGCUCAUCCACACGCAAGAACGCCAGAUCAAGUGUCCCAAGUGUGAUAAACUGUUCUUGAGAACAAACCACUUGAAGAAGCACCUCAAUUCUCACGAAGGAAAACGAGAUUAUGUCUGUGAAAAAUGUACAAAGGCUUACCUAACCAAAUAUCAUCUCACUCGCCACCUGAAAACCUGCAAAGGACCCACCUCCAGUUCCUCAGCACAGGAAGAGGAGGAGGAGGAUGACUCUGAGGAGGAUGAGCUCACAGAUGCUAUGAGGACGGAUGACUGCAGGAUUAGCAGUGCUAUGUACUCAGCAGACGAGUCUCUCUCUGCACGUAAAUAAAAGGAAGAAUACCCGCUUUGGAUGGAAACUUCAGUGGGAGAAGCAGCCUGCUACCCAGUACAGUGGUUUUUAAAUGAAAUGGUUCCUGACUUCCUUCUAGUCUGCAGUCAAAAAUGGAUUGAGCAGGAAUAGAUAAAGCACUUACAAGAGUAUCCAAAUGGAAAUACUUUAAAAUGGACUGGGUGAGGAGGAGGGCAUGUGCUUGUCAUAUUUUUAAGAGAUGAAUGGUAAGGAAAGGGUCAGCUUCUGGUGUCUUAUUUAUGGGACAGUUGAGACUGCAUUUAUGCCUGAGACAAAGUGGCCUUCUGCCCAAACAUAGCGAUUUAUCUCACAUUAUUCCAUUUUCUUCCUAGCCCUGUGACUAGUAACAUUCUAAACUUGACCUUUGCCCCACAGCCAUCCCCCCUGCUGCCCACCCAUGCAUUAUGCAGACUGUUGUGAGUUAUGUAUGUUACAGACUAAUUUGGAACACAGCAGUGAAAUUGUUCGAGGACUGUGGUUCAGUUAAAAGAAAAGUAGCAUCUGUCAUAGCUCCUCCUGGCCACUUGGGAGUUUAGAUUAGGUCCUGCUUCCCAACUUUUCAGCAGGUGCCUAGAAGGCAAAUUAAAAAAAAAAAAAAAAGAGCUGCCGGGUAUGGUGGCGCAAG